This is a messenger RNA of Pelagomonas calceolata, 1378 nucleotides long. NCBI's taxonomy places the organism in Eukaryota, Pelagophyceae, Pelagomonadales, Pelagomonadaceae. The record is from the annotation of a GenBank genome assembly.
AAAGCGCUCGCCGCGCACCGCCGGGACGCGCGAACGCUGCCCCCGCGCGCUCGCGCAGCUCCACCCGCACGCCGUCGACGCGCGGCGUUACCCCAGCCGCGCCCGCGCCGCAGGACCAGCAACACCUGCAAUCUCCCAGGCAGCAAAAACCAGGCCGCAGGACCAGAUGCAAUCUCCCCGGCAGGCCUGGCCCCCGCCCGCACCCAGUAAGCCCCCGGACAGCCCGUCGUCGCCUACUUUAAAAGAGCUGAAAGCCUCGCUCCAGCUCUGCGCCUCGCCGAAGAACGGCGACGACAAGACGUACUCUUACUUGACCGCGGGCGUCUCGACACCUACACAACCGUCUCUGAUCGAUGACCUGAAGGCAUCUACCAGGACACUACUCCUGGUAACGGUGCUCUCACCUCUCCUACUGCUGUUAAUUGUCUACCACACGCUGGCCGAUGCCAUAGCUGGUACCCUCACAGCAUUCAUAUCACUGUUAGUACCAGCCAAAAAGAACAGCAGAGGAGCCGUCUCGCCGACGAAACGAAGGGACCAGCGACCGUCGAUCGUCUUCCCGGGCUGCGGGUGCUACGUGUUUUGGCAACUAGGGAUGUGCCAGUUUCUCGUGGAAAGGUACGAUUUAAGAGGUGUGAAAAUUGUCGGCAACGGCUCCGGUGCUGUUUGCGCCGCCGCUAUUCUAGCGAUGGAGUCGGGUGUCCCGGGGUACCCGCCCCCGGCGGCCUGUGUGGUCCGGAAGCGGGCGCGCGCGAUGCAGAAGGCAAUAGAUCAGUCUAUAGAUUCUAUUCGAUUGUCGCAGAUACUGCGAACACUACUCGAGGAGCACCUGCCGUCGUCGGACCAUCUGUCGCUGGGCCACGACCGCAUCGCUGUUGGGAUGAGGACGCUGCAGUGUCGACCUUUACCUUGCUUGUACCCCGCAUUCGUUUCGCAAUACAGAAGCAGAGAAGACUUCGCGCAAGUAGUUAUAGCAGCAUCAGCUACGGCGCCGGGCAUCGCGUCGUGGAAGCCGUUCCGGUCGUUGCGGACCGGAGUGGCGUCUGACGGCGUGAAUGCCCUCUCACUUUGGAGUAUAGUGACGUACGCCCUAGCACUUUUGUGUAGAAAGGCGUCCGCCCCGCUCAAGGCCCACCCUUUGUCAUCGUUAGUCGCGGCGUGGAAUUUCCCGGUGCUCAACCUCAUCUUCGCGCGGUCUUCCACAUGUCCGGCGCGGGUCUGGGUCGCGCCGACGCCAUCUUUGUUGCUCCAUCGCUUCGUGGCGCCUUCUCGUUCUCAAGCCGCCAGUCUAUGGUCAAGAGGAUAUGAAGAAGGGAGGCGUCUCGACGCGCAGGGCGCGUUCGGCGCGCUCGAGUGCCCCCGACGCGCGGUGGCCUAG